This is a messenger RNA of Camelina sativa (false flax), 921 nucleotides long. RefSeq lists its product as uncharacterized. The record is from RefSeq and is a predicted model, not a curated record. NCBI's taxonomy places the organism in Eukaryota, Viridiplantae, Streptophyta, Magnoliopsida, Brassicales, Brassicaceae.
GCUUGCGAGUUUACAAUCAUAUUUCUCCUUCACUCUCCAAUUUUUUCAAAAUUCCAAAAUGCAGGAGGAGACAGUUGAAUUCAAGAUGGAUGUUUCUGAUGAAAACAUCAAACGGGAAGCUAUGAGAGUUGUCUGGAUGGAUUCAGGAGUUACUUUAGUAGACAUCAAGGAAAAAGGUAUACUAAAGGUGAAGGGGAUAUUUGGUAAGAUUGUAAUGGGGAGCAAAUUAUAUGAGAUAGAUAAUUCUGUUGACAUAAUCAACCCAAUGGGUAAACCCGGGCCAAGUCGCAUUCCGGGUUUAAGUACAGUAUACAAUUAUCUUACAACUCCCAAAAUUCAGGAGAUAGUUGUAUUCAAGUUUAAAGUUCUUGAUGAUAGCAUGAAGCGUGAUGCUAUGAAAGCUAUCUGGGAGUUUUCAGGAAUUACUUCGGUAGAGGUUAAGAAAGAUAAUCAAGUAGAGGUGAAGGGAGGAGAAUUUAAUAAAAUCUCAAUGUCGACGAAACUAAAGGAAAUAGAUGAAUAUGUUAGCGUUACCAUCAAGGCUGGACCAGAAGUUGGUGGGACAAAGAUCAACAAUCGGUUAUAUUUCAAUAUGUCGCCUACGCAUGUACCUGUUCGUGCGCCUGUACCUGCGCCUACGCCUAUAACUGUACCUGCGCCUACGCCUGUACCUGUACCUGCCCCUGCUCGUAACCCCGAUAUACGGCGUAUAUCUUCUCCUGCGCGUAGGCUUCAUUUACCUGUUAAAACUUCAAUUUGGACAAAGUGCUUUCGGUGUGAUUGUCGAUAAAAUCUGUUCUGGAAUGGCCGUAUAUUGGAGUAAUUGAAUUCGUUGUAAUAUUAUGAUAGUUUAUUUACAUGUCAAAGUCAAAGUUAAAUUCAAUAAUAUAUGCAUGUCCAACAUGGCUAGAUUGAAAAUCA